Closterium sp. Yama58-4 is the source of this 2475-nucleotide messenger RNA. Lineage: Eukaryota; Viridiplantae; Streptophyta; Zygnematophyceae; Desmidiales; Closteriaceae. The record is from the annotation of a GenBank genome assembly.
AUGUCAUUGGAUAAGGAUGGCUAUAGAGAUGGAAAUCGAGACCGAGAUAUUAGAGAUCUUGAAGCAACCUCGAUCAACUCCACGAUUGGUCCAAAUUUGGCUGUAGAUUCUAGUGUAGAUUCUGUUCCCCAGGCGACCAAUCAGAUCACACAUCACACUGCUGGUAAUGACGCUCAGGCUAAUUCUGCUGUGGAAUCCGCGCCGUCGAUUAAGGCUAAUCUUACUGAUCAGCUAGAUGGGGAUUUCUUGCUCAGAUAUAAGGUAGGGAGAAUAGGCCUUACCGAGGCGCCUAUACAAACCCCGAAACUCGCCUUUCUGUUUAUGACACGUGGCCCUUUGCCAUUGGCUCCCUUUUGGGAACGGUUCUUCAAAGGCCAUGAGGGUUUCUUCUCAAUGUACAUCCACACGGCUCGCGAGUUUCGGUAUAAACCGGGGGAGCUUCCAUCCGCGUUUGAAGGCGCACACAUACCGAGUCAAGACGUGCACUGGGGUGAGAUCAGCAUGGUGGAUGCAGAGAGACGUCUGCUAGCCAACGCCCUCCUGGACCCAGGCAACGCACGGUUCAUCCUCGUUUCAGAGUCCUGCGCUCCCCUCUUUAACUUCACAUUCGUUUAUGAGUACCUCAUGGCCUCUCCCGAAGCAUACGUUCGUUUGAAGAACGAGCCAGGGGCAAACGGAAGGGGGAGGUGGAGGCGGGAGUUUCUGCCUCUGGUUCGGUUGGAAGAUUGGAGGAAGGGAGGGCAGUGGUUUGCCAUGGAUAGGGAAGCGGCUAGGGUUAUUGUCGCAGACGAUAUUUUCUAUCCUCUUUUCAAGCGGUUCUGCAGGCCGCCGUGUUACGCGGACGAGCACUACAUGCCGUCGAUGCUGAAAGUGCUCAUGCCGGGAAAUGUAGCGAAUAGGACAGUUACUUGGACGGAUUGGUCGAAGCCUGGUGCGGCGCAUCCUGCGCAGUUUGGUGCGGGUCAGGUGACGGAGAAGCUUAUAGAGAGGAUGAGAGGGCCUCCUAGCUGUAGAGUAGCUGAUGGGGAUGUUCCUUGCUUCUUGUUUGCUCGGAAAUUGAUGCCAGGAGCUUUGACAGAUUUGCUUCGACUGGCUGAUUACAUAGGGUUGUAUCCCCGCGCCCUCCCCCCCCCCCUCCCCCCCUCUUCCCCCCCUCUCCCCUUUUCCCCCCCUCCCCCCCCCCCCCCCCCCCUCACCACCCUCCCCCCUUUUCCACAACCUCCUCUCCCCCGUCCUCCCCCUCAACGGGCAGCAGCCGGUUCGCCGACUAACUACGCGCGGCAGCAGUUGUUCGUCGUGCUAGAGCGCGCCAACGCGAUGCAACCUGCGGGGACGUGGCCAGAUGUCUUUGUGGGCUACCCAAGCGUGACCCCAGCGGCCCUCGUAGCAGCAGCCACCAGCAUCACCACUCCUUCCUCCACCAGUCCCCCCAACAUCACCCGCACCUUCAGCAACCUCUCAGCGCCUCUGAGCCUGGCCGCCCUGUCGCCCGAGGGGAAGGCUGCUCUGAGGGGCGUGCUGCUGCUGCACGUCACCAACGCGUACUACCUUGAGAGCCAGUUGGAAGAAAUGGCAAUUCCCAAUGAUAGCAACCCGGCACCACAGCACGGGCACAUAUACUCAGUAAACACGAAUCAGACCAUUCAGAUCCACAUAGAGUCGGACAAGUCGCUGGUGUUCCGCAUGCCAGCCAACGCCAACACGCCUGCCAGCGACAGCCCCUACACGGCCUACUCUGUCACUGCAGCCGCCACUGUGCUGCCCGCCCUCAAGGAUGUCGUUGCUGAUGGGAAGCUGUCCGUGCAAGGCGCUGACCACGUGCUGCUGCCACCCACUGGGCCUGCCAAUGCUGUGGGAAGAGUUUUCAAUGCGAAUGUGCAAGCGGUACUUAGCACUGCAGUCCUUACCUUGGCCUUCCUAUUUAUUUACGUCUCCUUCAUCAACAUUCUCAUCCUCCUCCUCUUCCCGUCUCGACGCCCCCUCGCCUCGCCUAUCGUCGCCUCCGCUAGACCGCUGACGUCUUCCGUCAACCAAACUUCGUCGUCCUUCGCACGAUCGACCGUUAGCAGCAGAAUCCAGCGAUGCUCACACGUCGUACAGGGCAUCCGCGCCGUUGAGAGCUUCGACACGAGCUUUGAGCUGGACCCUCAGGCCAAGGAGGUGCUUGUCUAUCUGCUCUCGUCCGACGUUUUCCUGCAGCAGGUGGCGAGCCAGCCUGGCGUGCCAGCUGGCAUCACGGGGACGGAGUUCACUGGCGAGCUCUUCACGCCCGUGCCAUGGAGCCCCACCACGCGCUUCGGCAUGCCACAGGAACUGGAGAAGUACAACGAGGGCAAGGACAACUACAUACAUCAUCAUCAACGUCCCGUCCAACUUCAUGUUCAAAGCACAGAUUUUCAAGCCUUCACGUCUAUGUGCGAUUUUCAAGGUUUUGAGAGACCAACCAGUGGGCCAGGAGGAGGGUACACAGCCUAG